CCCGGAAGGCAGGAGGAGAGGGCAGGAGGGAAACUGCACUCGCCUCCCUCCCGCUCCGUGGCCACAGGUCCCUGCAAGAAAGACCCCGUCCCACUCUCUGAGGUCUCCUCCCAGCUCCAGAAAAGGGGACAUUCCACCUAGUCUGCCCAACAAGUAGGUCUCAGCCACUGUGCCAGGAGCUCGGGACUCCCUCCCUCCAGAGGUUUCUGGAAUGCAUUCAGCAGGAAAAGCUAAAAGAACAGGACUCCAGGAGAUAAGCCAAGGCCAAGUCUAUCAGAGGAUCUGACCCAACAAGUAGCACUGACAUUUUUACGUUUGCUGGAUGUACACACGGAAGUGGAGGAGGAGGAGGAGAAGGAGGGCAGCUCCUUAGCUCCAGAGCAAGUGGCCCAAGGCCUCAGAAGACUAGAAGGAAGUUCCUGGCCAUUCAGCAUGGUUUCCCACGGGUCCUCGCCCUCCCUCCUGGAGGCCCUGAGCAGCGACUUCCUGGCCUGUAAAAUCUGCCUGGAGCAGCUGCGGGCACCCAAGACACUGCCCUGCCUGCAUACCUACUGCCAGGACUGCCUGGCACAGCUGGCGGAUGGCGGCCGCGUCCGCUGCCCCGAGUGCCGCGAGACAGUGCCUGUGCCGCCCGACGGUGUGGCCUCCUUCAAGACCAACUUCUUCGUCAAUGGGCUGCUGGACCUGGUGAAGGCCCGGGCCUGUGGAGACCUGCGUGCCGGGAAGCCAGCCUGUGCCCUGUGUCCCCUGGUGGGUGGCACCAGCGCUGGGGGGCCGGCCACGGCCCGGUGCCUGGACUGUGCCGAUGACUUGUGCCAGGCCUGUGCCGACGGGCACCGCUGCACCCGCCAGACCCACACCCACCGCGUGGUGGACCUGGUGGGCUACAGGGCCGGGUGGUAUGAUGAGGAGGCCCGGGAGCGCCAAGCGGCCCAGUGUCCCCAGCACCCCGGGGAGGCACUGCGCUUCCUGUGCGAGCCCUGCUCGCAGUUGCUGUGCAGAGAGUGCCGCCUAGACCCCCACCUGGACCACCCCUGCCUGCCUCUGGCCGAGGCUGUGCGUGCCCGGAGGCCGGGCCUGGAGGGACUGCUGGCUGGUGUGGACAAUAACCUGGUGGAGCUGGAGGCCGCGCGGAGGGUGGAGAAGGAGGCGCUAGCCCGGCUGCGGGAGCAGGCGGCCCGGGUGGGGACUCAGGUGGAGGAGGCGGCUGAGGGCGUCCUCCGGGCCCUGCUGGCCCAGAAGCAGGAGGUGCUGGGGCAGCUACGAGCCCACGUGGAGGCUGCCGAAGAAGCUGCUCGGGAGAGGCUGGCGGAGCUUGAGGGCCGGGAGCAGGUGGCCAGGGCGGCAGCCGCCUUCGCCCGCCGGGUACUCAGCCUGGGGCGAGAGGCUGAGAUCCUCUCCCUGGAAGGGGCGAUCACGCAGCGGCUCAGGCAGCUGCAGGGCUGCCCCUGGGCACCGGGCCCGGCCCCCUGCCUGCUCCCACAGCUGGAGCUCCAUCCUGGGCUCCUGGACAAGAACUGCCACCUUCUUCGGCUGUCCUUUGAGGAGCAGCAGCCCCAGAAGGAUGGUGGGAAAGACGGAGCUGGUACCCAGGGAGGUGAGGAGAGCCAGAGCCGGAGGGAGGAUGAGCCGAAGACUGAGAGACAGGGUGGAGUCCAGCCCCAGGCCAGAGAUGGAGCCCAGACCCCAAAAGAGGAAAAAGCCCAGACAACCCGAGAAGAGGGAGCCCAGACCUUGGAGGAGGACAGGGCCCAGACACCCCACGAGGAUGGAGGACCCCAGCCCCACAGGGGUGGCAGACCCAACAAGAAGAAAAAGUUCAAAGGCAGGCUCAAGUCAAUUUCCCGGGAGCCCAGCCCAGCCCUGGGGCCGAAUCUGGACGGCUCUGGCCUCCUCCCCAGACCCAUCUUUUACUGCAGUUUCCCCACGCGGAUGCCUGGAGACAAGCGGUCCCCCCGGAUCACCGGGCUCUGUCCCUUCGGUCCCCGGGAGAUCCUGGUGGCAGAUGAGCAGAACCGGGCACUGAAACGCUUCUCCCUCAACGGCGACUACAAGGGCACCGUGCCGGUCCCUGAGGGCUGCUCCCCUUGCAGCGUGGCCGCCCUGCAGAGCGCGGUGGCCUUCUCCGCUGGCGCACGGCUCUAUCUCAUCAACCCCAACGGCGAGGUGCAGUGGCGCAGGGCCCUGAGCCUCUCCCAGGCCAGCCACGCGGUGGCGGCACUGCCUAGCGGGGACCGCGUGGCCGUCAGCGUGGCGGGCCACGUGGAGGUGUACAAUAUGGAAGGCAGCCUGGCCACCCGGUUCAUUCCUGGGGGCAAGGCCAACCGGGGCCUGCGGGCGCUGGUGUUUCUGACCACCAGCCCCCAGGGGCAUUUCGUGGGGUCGGACUGGCAGCAGAAUAGUGUGGUAAUCUGUGAUGGGCUGGGCCAGGUGGUUGGGGAGUACAAGGGGCCAGGCCUGCAUGGCUGCCAGCCGGGCUCCGUGUCUGUGGAUAAGAAGGGCUACAUCUUUCUGACCCUUCGAGAAGUCAACAAGGUGGUGAUCCUGGACCCGAAGGGGUCCCUCCUUGGAGACUUCCUGACAGCCUACCACGGCCUGGAAAAGCCCCGGGUUACCACCAUGGUGGAUGGCAGGUACCUGGUCGUGUCCCUCAGUAACGGGACCAUCCACGUCUUUCGGGUCCGUUCUCCGGACAGUUAAAGGGGCUAGGACUAGGGUGGGAGGGAGGGGGGAGGGAGAGGGCAGGAAGGAGGCAGAGCUGUCCGUGGGAGGUGGAGGCCGAGGACAUUUUCCUGAAGGGCAGGGGUUGGCAACUUUUCAACAUGGAGUGCCAAACUGCUAACCCGUCUUCUAGUGUGUGAGAAUAGGGACCAAGGUGGUGGCGUGAACUUAACUCUCAGAAGCAGAGGAGGCAGGUGGGUGGAGGGGGAUGCUGGGAGUUCACCUGCCUCUUGCUUUUUGUGGGUGGCUGCUGCCACCACCGCCGCUGCUAUAUAGUUUAGGUUUCUGAGGUUUGUGAGCCUGUCCUGCUUUGCAUUCUUCAAAACCAUUCCUGAUAGAGUAGCCAAGGGAGAGUCUUGGGGCCAAGAAGGGCCCAGGGUGGGUCAGGCGUGUGCAUUGUGGAACAGAGCUGAGACCCCGGCCCCCCUUGGACUGGCACAGGGUCCUACAGAGUCAGAGGAGGCCUGAAAUUUCGAAUGGGCAGUGAAUGGCCUCUUCUGCCAGCCACAGGCAGGAUGCUCCUGUGAUCACGGCAUCCCUCGGCGGUAGUACAGGGUGGGCUUGUGGGAGGGUCUGCAAGUGCAGACAGCAGCUGGGGCCAAAGAGGUGUUAGGUUCAAAGGCUGCGAAGAGAAUAGGCUACUGGAAAACCAAACCCAACAGAAUUCACAUCCAAAAAUCCACAUUCUCCAUCGCUUCUCAGCCUUUUGGCUAAGAUUAAGUAUUAAAAAAAAAACCAGGCUCUGCCAGGCGCAGUGGCUCAUGCCUAUAAUCCCGGCACUUUGGGAGUCUGUGGCAGGAGGAUUGCUUGAGGCCAGGAGUUUGAGACCAGCCUGGGCAACAUAGCGAGACCCCAUCUCUACAAAAGAUUAAAAAUUAGCUGCGUGUAGUAGCAUAUGCCUUUCAACGUAGCUACUCAGGAGGCUGAGGUGGGAGGAUCCCUUGAGCCGAGGAGUUUGAGUCUGCAGUGAGCUAUGAUCGCACCACUGCAUUCCAGACCCCAUCUCGAAAAAAAAAAAAAAAACAGACACAACAGAAAAAGCAGGUUAUCCAUCACUUCUCAGCUAAGAUCAAGUGUUAAAAUAAAUAAAUAAAUAAAUAACAAGUUAUGAGUGUCAGAGCAGGGGAGCCCUCCACGCAGCCACAGAGCCAGUCUGAGGGAAGAGGUACAUAGGAUAGAAAAAUCUCUAGGCUCCAACGCUUCUGUUUUGGUGUCUUUCCAUUUCCCAGGGUCUAUGUGUUGCCUUCUCUUCAUUUUCCAGCAAAAUUCCUUUUGAGAUAUGUUGGCCUUCACUCGGCUGAACUAGGGGGUGAAGGAAGGUUGUCCUCUGUGGCCCACUAUUGCUGGGGAAACAGCUAAACCCUGCAGGCCAAGUGGAACUUGGAGGUGCCAAGAAAACCUAGAAGGUGCAAUGGGGCUGCGAUGGAUAGAGGUGUCAAACCAGAAGGGAGGAACCCGUCGGAGGUGGGCUGUGACCACUGGACCUUUUCAUAAGUGGUGGCAGUGGUAGAAUUGAGGGAGCAAGUAGGCUUGGAGAAUGUUUUUAGCCAGGAGCUGUUGAGAGAUGGCAGAAGGGGGUCUUAAUGUGGGGACUGUGGACAGUGGGGCAUUCGUGGGAACCAGAGGGAUUUUGGACAAGUCCAGAUGGAAUGUGCAGGGCAUAGGUAGAGGGAAAAGAAAAUCCCUUUCUGGGAAAACCAUUUCUUGUUUAUUGAAACAAUGCGGGACAUCAUCAAAGUCCGGGUGGGCACAUUCCAUUAUCUACAAAUUACAAAGGUAGGCACAGCAAAGAAUAAUGAAGAUUAUAAGAAAACCAAGCGCCAGGCACGGUGACUCAAGCCUGUAAUCCCAGCACUCUGGGAGGCUGGGGUGGGUGGAUCACUCAAGGUCAGGAGUUCGAGACCAGCCUGGCCAACAUGGAGAAAUCCCAUCUCUACUAAAAAUACAAAAAUUAGCUAGGCGUGGGAGCGGGCGUCUGUAAUCCCAGCUACUUGGGAGGCUGAGGCAGGAGAAUCAUUUGAACCCAGGAGGUGGAGGUUGCAGUGAGCUGAGAUCGCACCCUUGCACUCCAGCCUGGGUAACAAGAAUGAAACUCCAUCUCAAAAAAAAAGAAAAAGAAAAGAAAGAAAGAAAACCAAGGUCCCUCUCCCUCUCCCUCUCCGUCUCCCCACGGUCUCCCUCUCCCUCUCUUUCCACGGUCACGGUCUCCCUCUGAUGCCGAGCCGAAGCUGGACUGUACUGCUGCCAUCUGGGCUCACUGCAACCUCCCUGCCUGAUUCUCCUGCCUCAGCCUGCCGAGUGCCUGCGAUUGCAGGCGCGCGCCGCCAGGCCUGACUGGUUUUCAUAUUUUUUUGGUGGAGACGGGGUUUCACUGUGUUGGCUGGGCUGGUCUCCAGCUCCUAACCGCGAGUGAUCUGCCAGCCUCGGCCUCCGGAGGUGCCGGGAUUGCAGACGGAGUCUCGUUCACUCAGUGCUCAAUGUUGCCCAGGCUGGAGUGCAGUGGCAUGAUCUCGGCUAGCUACAACCUCCACCUCCCAGCCCCCUGCCUUGGCCUCCCAAAGUGCCGAGAUUACAGCCUCUGCCCGGCUGCCACCCCGUCUGGGAAGUGAGCAGCGUCUCUGCCUGGCCGCCCAUCGUCUGGGAUGUGAGGAGCCCCUCUGCCCGGCUGCCCAGUCUGGGAAGUGAGGAGCGCCUCUUCCUGGCCGCCAUCCCGUCUAGGAAGUGAGGAGUGUCUCUGCCCGGCCGCCCAUCGUCUGAGAUGUGGGGAGCGCCUCUGCCCCGCCGCCCCGUCUGGGAUGUGAGGAGCGCCUCUGCCCGGCCGCGACCCAGUCUGGGAGGUGAGGAGCGUCUCUGCCCAGCCGCCCCGUCUGAGAAGUGAGGAGCCCCUCCGCCCGGCAGCCGCCCCGUCCGGGAGGGAGGUGGGGGGCAGCCCCCGCCCGGCCAGCCGCCCCAUCCGGGAGGGAGGUGGGGGGUCAGCCCCCGCCCGGCCAGCCGCCCCGUCCGGGAGGGAGGUGGGGGGUCAGUCCCCGCCCGGCCAGCCGCCCCGUCUGGGAGCAAGGUGGGGGGCGCCUCCGCCCAGCCGCCCCUUCUGGGAGGUGAGGAGCCCCUCUGCCCGGCCAUCACCCCGUCUGGGAGGUGUACCCAACAGCUCAUUGAGAACGGGCCACGAUGACGAUGGCGGUUUUGUGGAAUAGAAAAGGGGGAAAGGUGGGGAAAAGAUAGAGAAAUCAGAUUGUUGCCGUGUCUGUGUAGAAAGAAGUAGACAUGGGAGACUUCAUUUUGUUCUGUACUAAGAAAAAUUCUUCUGCCUUGGGAUGCUGUUGAUCUAUGACCUUACGCCCAACCCUGUGCUCUCUGAAACAUGUGCUGUGUCCACUCAGGGUUAAAUGGAUUAAGGGAGGUGCAAGAUGUGCUUUGUUAAACAGAUGCUUGAAGGCAGCAUGCUCCUUAAGAGUCAUCACCACUCCCUAAUCUCAAGUACCCUGGGACACAAACACUGCGGAAGGCCGCAGGGUCGUCUGCCUAGGAAAACCAGAGACCUUUGUUCACUUGUUUAUCUGCUGACCUUCCCUCCACCAUUGUCCUAUGACCCUGCCAAAUCCCCCUCUGCGAGAAACACCCAAGAAUGAUCAAUAAAAAAUUAAAAGAAAAAGAAAAAGAAAACCAAGGAGAUGGGAAAACCAUGCAGAAUUGAUUUGACGAGGAAAGCCUUGGUCUCUAAUACAUGCAGUGACUAGAACAGUAUUUGGUCAAAGAACCACAUAAGCUCUGUACCCUGGAGGAAAUGUAUGCAGGCAAGGACUAGUAAAAUAAAAAAUAAUAAUAAUUAAAAAAAAAAAAAAAGAAAGGCUGGACGUGGUGGCUCACGCCUAUAAUCCCAGCACUUUGGGAGGCUGAGGUGGGUGGAUCACCUGAGGUCAGGAGUUCGAGACCAGCCUGGCCACUAUGGUGAAACCCCGUCUCUACUAAAAAUACAAAAAUUACCCGGGUGUGGUGGCGCAUGCCUGUAAUCCCAGCUACUGGGGAGUCUGAGGCAGGAGACUCGCUUGAACCUGGGAGGCAGAGGUUGCAGUGAGCCGAGUUCACCCCAUUGCACUCCAGCCUGGGUGUCACAGUGAGACUCCGUCUCAAAAAAAUAAUAAAUAAAUAAUUAAAUCCACUUGCAGUGGUCAAAAAUAAAUGUUAAAUAAAUGGGUGAGAAAUCUUGUGGAGAAAUAGACUUCUGGCACUAUAAAAAUGAUGCUUCCUGGAGAAUAAUUUGGCUAGACUUCGCAAGAAUGACAAAAAUGAUUAUAAGAAUCAGUUGUCUCACUUUGGGGAAUACAUUCCAGGAAAAUAAUGUAAGAGAAAAAAUAUUUGCAUACAGACAUUUGAGGCUGCUCUGUAUAUUACAGGCAAGAACUGGAAACUGUUCAGCUGCAGGGUGACAGCUAACUAGAUUGUGGUUUAUUAGGGGAAUGAGCCUUUCUUUGUGUAUGACAACUAUGAAAACUAUCGAGAAGAAAUAGUUAUGUGAUACAGUCAUAAUCCUCAAAAACGGAGAAUCAGGAAUUAUGAUCAAAUAGUGAUAGUAACAAGGAAAACAUCUGUCUAAAUAAUUACUGAGUAGAAAUAGGUUCGGAAUUUGUAAAUAGUCAUUAAUUUGGGAGAUUGGGGUUUUUUUUGUUUUGUUUUUUGUUUGUUUUUCAUUAUUUUGUGCUAUUAUUUAUACGUGUACAUUUCUACUUCAGUUUUUAUUAUCCAUUACAUAACAUACAUGCUUGAUUAUUUGCUUCAAGGAAAUACACCUUUAUAAGUAAUACUCAGUAACUACUGGGUUUGAGAAUGAAGGUGUCAGAACGAAUGAGAUUGUCCUAUGAGAGAAGAGGCAGGAGCCAGGGAGGAGGAUCCCACCCGGCCGGGGCUCAGCCAGGAGGCAGGGUCAUUGGGGCAGGGUGGCAGUCCAAGGAACAGCUCUGGGAAGGUUUGCAAAGGUCGGGGUCCCCCCUGCCAGGUGAUCGAAUUAUCGUGGAGUGUCUGGAAGGCGGGGGAAGUUUUGUUGAGUUCACCAAAUAACUCAGACCAACUGGAAACCAAGUGGAGUUUCUACAGGACCAACUAGAAUAGGGAUCAGCUAUCUGGGGGCAGGGGGAGGGGGCAGGGAACGGUGUCUGUCUUCAUUGCAGCUCUGUCUGCAGAGCCAGCACUGUGAUACCUCAUAGUAGGUGCUCAGUGAAUGUCUGUGAAGUGAAUUACUAUCUAGACAGGGAUGAGACUGGUAUGACUCUCCAAAGCUUUCCCACCUCCAAAACCUCGGCUUGUGGGGAAUCUCCAGUAGGGGGCACUGUGGACACGGUUCAGCAUCUGCCUCCCAAGGCUGGGCUCCGCGUCAAAAAAAAAAAAAAAAAAAAAAAAUGAGACUGAGCCAGGUGCAGUGGUUACUCCUGUUAUCUCAGCACUUUGCGUGGCCAAGGCGGGAGGAUGUCUUGAGGCCAGGAGUUCAAGACUAGGCUGGGCAACAUAGCAAGACCCCAUCUCUACAAAAAAAUUUUUAAAUUAGCCAGAGGUGGUGGCAUGCACCGGUAGUCCCAGCUGCUCGGGAGGCUGAGGCAGAAGAUUGCUCGAGUCCAGGAGUUCAAGGCUGCAGUGAGCUCUGAUUGUGCCACUGCACUCCAGCCUGAGUGACAGAGCAAAACCUGGUUUCCUAAGCGGCGGAUAAAAGAGGGAGAGAUGAGAUCGGGGUGUCCUGCUUCUGUGCAUGUGGAGGGGGUAACUGGGAACCGUGUACUGUAGGGGAUCACACACCUUGGGGUGGAAACAGCAGCUCUCCGGAGUUGCAUGGGAGCCAUGGGCAGUGGUCCUGGCUGGUGAAAUGAUUCUAGCCACAUGGCCCACCCAGGGGGCAAAACAAUAGAGACCUUCAGAAAUGAAAUGUCACCUGGCUGCAAGAAGAUAGUCCCACAGGCGCCCUAGAGAUGGGGAUGCCAAGUGGCUUCUCGGGAAGCUGUAAGAAUCCACAGGGCAUUGUAAGAUGGAGGGAAAUAUUAAGUUUUCUUUGUAAAGAGGUGAGGGGGGCGAGAGCAGCAAAGGACACUGGAAAAAUGAGAAACAUGGAUGGGAAGUGUUGCAUUGAGCAUAAUUUGGAGGUAAAAUCUCCAACACCGUAACUGAGUGGCCUGGGGACCUGAUAGAAAGCCCUGCUCAGGACUAAGGCAGAGUUCCCAGUUAUAUCGCAGAUACAAAGAGACCAGGAACAAGCUUGUAAUCACAGCACUUAGGGAGGCUGAGGCGGGUGGAUGACCUGAGGUCAGGAGUUCGAGACCAGCCUAGCCAACAUGGUGAAACCCCCAUCUCUACUAAAAAUACAAAAAUUAGCCAGGUGUGGUGGCACAUGCCUGUAAUCCCAGCUACUCAGGAGGCUGAGGUGGGAGAAUCGCUUGAGCCCGGGAGGCAGGGGUUGCAGUGAGCUGAGAUCGUACCACUGCACUCCAGACUGGGCAACAGAGUGAGACCCUGUCUCAAAAAGAAAAAAAAAAAAGAGAGAAAUCAGGAACAUCAUGAAAGAUACAGCAAAAUGUUUUACCCCAGCCCACUGCACCACACCUGGGAUUGUGACAAUUAACUUGAUAAAUUGUUCCUUUUCCUGUUUGGAACUGACUAGGUUGUGCGUGGAUGGACCAGUGAAAAGAAACUCCUGUUUGGGUAGGGAAGAGGGAAGUAGAAAACCUCUUUCGUAUUCUUGGUGUCAAGAAAUCGGAAGAGAAUGAGGGAGCAGAGACCGGGGUUGAGUGCUGGCUCUGCACUAAACAGCUGUGUGAUCUUGGUCUAGUGCCUUAACCUCUCUGAGCCUCAGUUUGUACAUCAGUAACACUGGGAUAAUGACAUCCACAUGCCCACUUCACAGAGCUGCUGUGAGGACUGGAUGAGAAAUGUAGAGAAGUAUUUCGGACACCAUAAAGCUCAAAUACAAGGUGUUGGUUAGGAAAAGUUUCAACUGACUUGUACCCACCUGAUACCCCUCCAUCAGCAUAAGCGUGUAUGAGGAUGUUAGGUACAUGUGUUAUGAGUGAAAGCUCUGGAACACCCGAGUAGAGCUUUCUGCAAAUCAGCUUCUCCUUCAGAGGAAACCAUUUUGUUUUGCUUUCCAGCAGUUACUUGAAGAAGCCUUAUUUGAAGUCACAACAGUGACUUCAGGAAUAGAAGGGACCAAUGGCCAGCUUGCUGAAAUGUAAUGCCAUUCUUAAAAGCCAGCUAAGAAUCAGACCAUAUUAGUUAAGGACCCAUAACGGUAGACGUUUAGAAAAAGUGAAAAAUGGCAAGAGUGGCCCAAUCUUUUGAGAGUUUAGAGAAAAUAUCAUUUGGAAAGGGAGUAGCUCUCCUUCUAUUUUAGCCUUAUUAUUACGGUAUCUAUAAAGCAAAGCCAUAUUCUAAAUCUGCAGAAACAAAAUUCUAAGGGGCGAAAGUCCAAGGCAGAAGUCAAAAGUUUUGCAAGGAAACUGAUGAGGUUGCUGACCUGAGCUGGGCAGGGUUGAACACGCAAGUGCCAAGAUCAAGGUCUCUGAUUGUCUCUCCUUGAAAGGUAAGCAGAGAACUAGGGCUAUCCCAUAAAUUAAGUGGGAGAUUGGAAAGGGGUGCGGACUUCUGUAUUGGGGAGAAGGUCUUGGAUGAACUGGGGCAGAGAACUGCCAGAGAGAGUACCUAGGAAUACGUUGUUAGCAGGAGAAAGACCAAGUUCAGAUGCAGACUUGGGAAAGUAGGUAACUUGACCAAAGGUAGCAAAAUUAGACUUCCCAACUGGAUUGUGAAUGCAGUUUAUGAAAUGGAUCAGGACAGGAGCAAAAAUAGAUUUUCUAGAAACUGCAGGCUCCUGUGAUUGGAGCAGUAUACAAAGUACAGCAACAUCAGACUAGAUCUCACCUGAGGUACUGGGUGAGAAAUCUUAGGGACCAGAUGGAAGAGGGCCUGUGUAUAAAGACAUUAGGAAGGAGGUUUGGGAAGGUUUGGGAGGGCAGCCUGACUUGUCUCCAGAGAAAGUUAGAACUGGUUGACUUAGCAACCAAAGGACACUGGGUCGAAGACGAGGAAUCAGGACAUCGGUGCCUAGUGACUGAGCACCAGCCCAGCCCAUUUCUCUACGUUGCCAUGGGCUAAACCCAGUGUGCUGUAAACUCUUCAGUUCCUUUGGUUAUGGAUUUUGUAUCUUUUCUGUGUUUCUUAAUAAAGUUCUUUUGAAAAAUGGGAA
This is a messenger RNA of Gorilla gorilla gorilla (western lowland gorilla), 10942 nucleotides long. It is a transcript of the gene TRIM56, whose product is annotated as tripartite motif containing 56. The transcript is spliced from 3 exons. Bases 433 to 2700 code for a protein of 755 amino acids. Gene Ontology annotation, biological process: innate immune response; positive regulation of type I interferon-mediated signaling pathway. Gene Ontology annotation, molecular function: ubiquitin protein ligase activity; zinc ion binding. The record is from RefSeq and is a predicted model, not a curated record. NCBI's taxonomy places the organism in Eukaryota, Metazoa, Chordata, Mammalia, Primates, Hominidae. Gene Ontology annotation, cellular component: nucleoplasm.